This is a messenger RNA of Monoraphidium neglectum, 705 nucleotides long. RefSeq lists its product as hypothetical. Bases 1 to 705 code for a protein of 234 amino acids. NCBI's taxonomy places the organism in Eukaryota, Viridiplantae, Chlorophyta, Chlorophyceae, Sphaeropleales, Selenastraceae. The transcript has a single exon. The record is from RefSeq and is a predicted model, not a curated record.
AUGCAGGCCUACGCCGGCGCGGCGGGGGCCCCGAGGCAGCCAGGCCACAGCGGCGUGCCGCCCGCGGUGACCGCCGCGCCCCCUACCGGCCACACGGCCGCGGGUGACUACAGGACACCUGUGCGCUCAACAGCUACCGCGCCCGAGCGGACGCCGCUGCGGCCGGCGCACGCGCCGCAGCAGCCGGGCGGCGGGGUGGGGGGCGGCGGCGGCGGCGGGUCCCCUGUGACAGCGGCGCUCGCGGCUGCGCGGGGGCCAGCCGCCAUCCCUGUGAGGUUCUUCCCUCCCUCGGCGAAGAAGGCGGCAGAGCGCGCCGCGCGCCGCGAGGCGCAGCGGGAGGUAUGGGGCACGUGGCUGCCGUCGGCCGCCGGCGGCGGCGGCGGGGCGGCCGACUCGCAGCGGGGCGGCGGGGCGGGGCCCGGCGACGGCGUGGCUGCCAGGGCGUUGGCGGCUGCGGCGCCCUCCCAGGAUCUGAGCGAAGCUCAGGCGGAGCGCGCCCCCGAGCAGCAGGAGCAGCAGGAGGAGCGCCGAGGCCGCGAGGGGCCGGCGUCCCAGCUCGGCAGCGCCGGCGCGGCGUGGCCGCGUGGCGCGAGCCCGCCGCGGGCGGUCGCCGAGGACGGCAGGCUGCAGCGCAGGGCGGGCGGGCGCGGGGCGCGCGGGCAGCCGGAGAUGCUGCGGCGCUUCCUCAUGUCGGACGACGCCUGA